AUGACCUCUUUUUACGACGAGAAAGACUUGGAGGAAGAGCUCAGUCGAGUCAACUACCCUGAUGAGGAUUUGGAGUUUGAGUACUUGUUUGAAUAUGAGCCACCUUGCAGCGACUUCGCUGCGGGAGAUCAAGAUGACCCCAACCUUGCAUCUCACAAAGUCAUCAGCCCUGAGUCUGAGCAGGCUUUCCCUCUGGAGGAAGCCUCCCCAUACGGCAUCAAGUCCUGCAGCCCGCCCUACAGUGAACACAACACUGAGGUUCUCUCAGGAUAUGACAACCAGGAGGCCAGAAACUACCUGGACAGUACCCGACCUCCAGGUCUGGCUCUGAGCCCGCGGAUUGAAAUCACUCCCUCCCGUGAGCACUACAACCAUGGUCGGGACUCCCUGCAGAACCACCACCUGAACAUUAGUCCCAGACCCACCCUCACUGUGCCUGGCCAUGACAACCUUCCCUACCGUGAGCCCCAGUGCCUGAGUCCCGCCAGCAGCAACUCCUCCACCAGCUGGCACUCGGAGAGCUACUCCCCCUGGGCGUCUCCUUGCGUGUCCCCCAGCAGCGGCCAGAACCCCGGAGAUCUCUGUCCCCGAUUACAGAAUAUCCACACUGGCUCCCCGCGCACCUCCCCGGGCACCUCUCCUCGCACCAGCCUAGGUGAAGACGGCCUGGGACACCGCUCACCCUCCCCCAGACCUGGCUCCCGCUCCACCUCCCCACAGGGCAAACGCACCUACGACAUGUACAGGAAUCCAGGCCUAGUCCCUGGACACCGUUCCCGCAGUCCCUCCCCCCACAGCGGCCAUGAAGAUCACAACAUAGGUGCCCACUAUACACACAGCAGCCUUGCUGAUGCCAUGAAUGGUUUUGCCACCGGUCAGCCAGGCCUCGUGCCCACUAAAAUAGUCAAGACAUCCAACCAGGUUUACACUCUGUACCCAGAGAACCAUGCAGAAGGGAACUACUUGGUGUCCUGUGAACAGGACAUAAAAAACAAACCUGCUGCAGAGCCUUUCUUUGUCAUCCCCCCAAUCUGGUCCAAGCCGCUGGUUUCCAGCAUCUGCAGCAUCCCUGUGGCUUCUCUCCCCCCGCUGGAAUGGCCGAUCCCCAGUCGCACAGACCAGUAUGAACUCCACAUUGACAUGCAGCCCAAGCCGCACCACAGAGCACACUAUGAGACAGAGGGAAGCAGGGGUGCAGUCAAAGCCCCCACAGGAGGACACCCUGUUGUACAGCUGCACGGCUACAGAGGCAAGGAGCCACUCGGCCUGCAGAUCUUCAUCGGUACGGCAGACGAGCGCAUCCUCAAGCCCCAUGCCUUUUAUCAAGUCCACCGCAUCACUGGCAAGACGGUUACGACCACCAGCUUUGAGAAGAUUAUCAAUGGCACCAAAGUCCUUGAGAUCCCCCUGGAGCCAAAGAACAACAUGAAAGCAAUAAUUGACUGCGCUGGGAUCCUGAAGCUCAGGAAUGCCGACAUCGAGCUGAGGAAGGGCGAGACAGACGUCGGCCGGAAAAACACCCGAGUUCGUCUCGUGUUUCGUGUGCACAUACCUCAGCCUGGAGGGCAGCACGUCUCUCUCCAAGUGGCCUCGCAUCCCAUUGAAUGCUCCCAGCGUUCAGCACAUGAACUUCCCAUGGUGGAGAAGCAGGACAUGGACAGCUGCUCAGUCCUGGGCGGCCAGCAGAUGAUCCUGACUGGGCAGAACUUCAGCUCCGAUUCCAAGGUCAUUUUUAUGGAGAAAACCCAGGAUGGGCAACAAAUUUGGGAAAUGGAAGCAACAGUGGACAAAGACAAGAGCCAGCCUAGUAUGCUGUUUGUGGAGGUGCCGUCCUACAGAAACACGUCCGUCUGUCAUUCUGUCAAAGUGAACUUCUACGUCAUCAACGGCAAGAGGAAGCGCAGCCAGCCUCAACAUUUCACCUACACACCACUGGCAUCUCCAUCCAUCAAGACAGAGCCUUUAGAUGAGUAUGAAGCAGACCACAUGGGCUUUGCAAUGCCUCAGAUCUUAGGCUUAUCCCCACACUCCUACUACCAUAACCCACGCAGUGUCCUCCACCCAGACAACGGCCUGGUCUCUGGCAGCAUGGCCUCCUGCCAGCGUCUCAGCUCCAGCCUCCCCAGCCAGGACGCACGUUUCCAGCAGCAGAGCCCGGCCAUCGUCUACUCUCGUGGGGGGAAGAGUCUGAGCGGCAGCCCAAGCCUUUAUCAGCAGACUGGAGGGAUGAUGGCUGAACCCCACCGGUCGGUCCUGGUCCACACAGGCUCCCCGGCUCAGUCUGUAGGUCCCAUCAGCGCAGGCCAGCACCCUUCUAUCAUCCAGUUCUCCCCCACCAACCACCACCUACUCCGGGCAGGAGACCCUCAGCCUCUCGCUGCUCCUCAGCCUGACACCCAGCAGAUCAUCUACUGCGAUGGCUACUCCCCUCAGGCCGCCACCUCCCACUCGCCCACAUCCCCCCAGGCUCAGGCGGCGGUGACACACCCUCAGCACUAUCCCACCGUGAUCCAGCAGCAGCCCUACACACAGAAGGGGCAGCAGAAAAGCCGGGCUGCCCCUGGCACAGGGCAGGUGGAGGCUCCAGGGGAUGGACAGAGGAGGGUGACAGUUAAAGAGGAGAACCUGGACCAGGCCUACCUAGAUGAUGUGAAUGAGAUCAUAAGAAAGGAUCUGACGGGCGUUCAGGCCAGAGGGCAGACAUAGAGGACGGACUCGAGCAGGA
Messenger RNA from Seriola dumerili (greater amberjack), 2725 nucleotides. It is a transcript of the gene nfatc2a, whose product is annotated as nuclear factor of activated T-cells 2. Lineage: Eukaryota; Metazoa; Chordata; Actinopteri; Carangiformes; Carangidae. The record is from RefSeq and is a predicted model, not a curated record. Gene Ontology annotation, biological process: cytokine production; regulation of transcription by RNA polymerase II; calcineurin-NFAT signaling cascade. The transcript has 10 exons. Bases 1 to 2706 code for a protein of 901 amino acids. Gene Ontology annotation, molecular function: RNA polymerase II cis-regulatory region sequence-specific DNA binding; transcription factor binding; DNA-binding transcription factor activity, RNA polymerase II-specific. Gene Ontology annotation, cellular component: transcription regulator complex.